UCCGCAGUGAUUGGUCUAUGGAUCAGAUCGCUAUGCAGAGGCAACUCGCUGUUUAUUGCGCCGACUAGCAGGAUCGACGUUGACCAAAGCCGCACGCGAACCGAGCAGUACCGGCAAUGUUUACAUUUGCAAAGUCACAAUUGUCGUUGCAAUGGCGAUCAUGCAGCAUGUCGCUGCCGACGAUGACGGCACGGACGAUAUGUGGCGAUGUCCUGGCAUCCCAUGGAGGCGGGCUAAACCCCGAGUCACAUCAGCCUAGCCCAAGGCGAUAUUCCACCCAAUCCCGCACGGGCUGUGGUGGUGGUGGUUGUGUGUGUGUGGGACCAUCAGUCUGUGGGCACUGCGGGACGAUGGGGUUUAGAAAAGCUAAUUAUAGAUCGCCUGGAGCCCGGAAUAGCCGAGGUCUGGAUAAAAGGUGGGAUUGCUUGUGCAUGGGGACGGGCUGCCUCUGGAGAAAAACAAAAAGAAAGUUUGCAGUGGCAGGCUCUGUGCAGGCUGCAAUCCGGUGGCGAGAGACCGUGUGCAAAGAGAAAAGAAAAAGGACGAGGCAAUAAAGCAUUAACUGCUUGGAACUGCCCAAGGGAAUGUUGUGAGAAUUACAUGUGUGGAGGUGUGCAUGCCCUCGCUCCACGCUAGAGCGCUGGCCAUCCCCUCCCCAAAAAAAGCGGUUCACAGUGAAGAAAAAGUCGACUGGCU
Messenger RNA from Linderina pennispora, 696 nucleotides. RefSeq lists its product as uncharacterized. Bases 117 to 554 code for a protein of 145 amino acids. The record is from RefSeq and is a predicted model, not a curated record. The transcript has a single exon. NCBI's taxonomy places the organism in Eukaryota, Fungi, Kickxellomycota, Kickxellomycetes, Kickxellales, Kickxellaceae.